Messenger RNA from Varanus komodoensis (Komodo dragon), 1997 nucleotides. It is a transcript of the gene SPG21, whose product is annotated as SPG21 abhydrolase domain containing, maspardin. The transcript is spliced from 11 exons. Gene Ontology annotation, cellular component: trans-Golgi network transport vesicle; cytosol. Lineage: Eukaryota; Metazoa; Chordata; Lepidosauria; Squamata; Varanidae. The coding region runs from base 487 to 1425 and encodes 312 amino acids. Gene Ontology annotation, molecular function: CD4 receptor binding. The record is from RefSeq and is a predicted model, not a curated record.
CCCCGCGCGGGGGCGUCGUACCUGGGGGGCUCGGGGCCGCCGGCUCCCCCGAGGCACGUUGCUUCGCCCCGCUGAGCGAAGAAGUUCGCCCCAGACAGGGCGUGGGGCUGGGGGUCUGUUGCGAGGCCUUGAAAGCGACGCGGGGGGUGGGGCAAGGAAGGCCUGGCACAUGAGGCGCCCCGUUACUGUGGGGUGACCUGGGCUUAAGAACUGGGUAAGCCGGGGCUGCUCGUCGUCUCUCAGCCUGCCCUGCCUCACCGGUUGGUUGCGAGGAUGACGGGCGCGGCGUGCUUCGACGUAACCUGCCGUGAGAAUCUUUCAUGUAGAUCAUGUCUGCUCUCCUGUAUCUUAACGUGCACCAUUAGAUCCUGGCUUGACCCCUUGGUUCUCAUUUCAAGCUGAAACUCAGGUGGAGAAUACAGGUGAUCAACAGCGACUUUAUGACUAGAGCUAGCAGGGAUUUCUUGCCUUGGGUUCACUACCAUCAUGGGAGAGAUUAAAAUCUCUCCAGACUAUAACUGGUUCAGAAGUACAGUUCCCCUUAAAAAGAUCAUAGUAGAUGAUGAUGACAGUAAAGUUUGGUCACUUUAUGAUGCAGGGCCCCGGAAUAUCCGGUGCCCCCUUAUAUUUCUCCCGCCUGUCAGUGGAACUGCAGAUGUGUUCUUUCAGCAGAUUUUAGCCCUCUCUGGGUGGGGCUACAGAGUCAUUGCUUUGCAGUAUCCAGUUUACUGGGAAAUUUUUGAGUUCUGCGAUGGAUUCAGAAAACUGUUAGACCAUCUACAGCUGGAUAAAGUUCAUCUGUUUGGUGCUUCUUUGGGAGGCUUCCUUGCUCAGAAGUUUGCCGAAUACACCCAUAAAUCUCCGAGAGUCCAGUCUCUGAUUUUGUGCAACUCUUUCAGUGAUACCUCAAUUUUCAACCAGACCUGGACAGCAAACAGUUUUUGGCUGUUGCCUGCUUUUAUGCUCAAGAAAAUUGUUCUUGGGAACUUUGCAUCUGGUCCUGUAGAUCCUGAAAUGGCUGAUGGAAUUGAUUUCAUGGUCGAUAGGCUGGAAAGCCUGGGUCAGAGCGAGCUUGCUUCAAGACUUACUCUCAAUUGCCAGAAUUCUUAUGUGGAACCGCAUAAAAUCAGAGACAUUCCUGUCACUAUCAUGGAUGUGUUCGACCAGAGUGCUCUUUCCACUGAAGCAAAGGAAGAGAUGUAUAAGUUGUACCCGAGCGCCCGGAGAGCCCACCUCAAGACGGGGGGCAAUUUUCCUUAUCUCUGCAGAAGCGCUGAAGUAAAUCUCUAUAUCCAGGUACACUUACUCCAGUUCCACGGUACCAGGUACGCUGCAAUUGACCCCUCCAUGGUCAGUGCGGAGGAACUCGAAGUCCAGAAGGCCAAGCUCCAAGCCAGCAGUGAGCCAGAGCCGCAGCAAUUGUAGUUCUUGGACUUGUAGCCUCACUUCGUCCAGAGGGUUGUACCAUUUCUUUUGUUUCUUGCAUUCUUCCUUUACAAUUGCAGCUUUCCACGCUGUGUUUUCCAUAGAACGUAAACUGGUUAGAACUAAGUCCUUAAACUAAACUGGACCAAUUUCAUUAAAUGGAACGCAGUAUGGACACUGGUCACAUCCUUGUCAUGAGCUAAAUUGAGGUGACAAUAGCUAAGAAUGCAACUUGAGAAGACUCAUUUAAAAAAGCUGAAACAAGCUUUUGCUACCAAAGUCUGUACACGACUGUGUUCUUAAAGAGAAUAAUCCUUUUUUAAUAUAAAUAAAUCCUCUAUCCUCUGCAUGGGUAUAUAUCAUGAUCAAGUCAUGGAUGUCUGAAAGUUCAUUUAUAAUUUGAAUGUUUACUUUGGAAAAUUAUAUUAAGUGCCAAUAAUGCUAUUACUUUUCUUUAUAUACUGUUGCCAGUUAGUGACUUCAUUUGAGAUCAGAGCAUUCUUUUUUUUUUUUUGUAAGAUUGCAUUGCUAUCUAAACUUUUUGAAUAAAAGUUAAGUUGGAAAAAGCUCCA